Tigriopus californicus is the source of this 3291-nucleotide messenger RNA. Its product is annotated as serine/arginine repetitive matrix protein 2-like. The record is from RefSeq and is a predicted model, not a curated record. NCBI's taxonomy places the organism in Eukaryota, Metazoa, Arthropoda, Copepoda, Harpacticoida, Harpacticidae. Bases 143 to 2707 code for a protein of 854 amino acids. Gene Ontology annotation, biological process: miRNA processing. The transcript is spliced from 3 exons. Gene Ontology annotation, molecular function: protein binding; mRNA binding. Gene Ontology annotation, cellular component: nucleus.
AGCCAACUCCAAGGUUUGCUAAAAAGAAGAACAGACGUUUGGCCAACAGCGAGCGAAGAUCCAUGUCCAUCUAAGACAGGCCAUUGAUUUCUUGUGGAGAAUGUGUGUCUCUGAGAUCUGAAGGCGGAGCGUUGGAUUGAUCAUGUCAGGGGUGCGUCGGGUGCCGCCUCCACCCCCGCCCGGGUUCGGGGAUGAGGAAUACUACCGUCUCUACGGUCGACCCGAGGACUAUCACCGCUAUCGAGCCAAGGUGGAGAGUCAUCUCCAGCAUCAAGCCACUGGCUCCCAUCAGGCGGAGGAUGGAGUGGCUCGGCCCCGGACUGCGGGACGCACCCGACGCUCCAAGUCCGUGUCUUUGGAGCCCGGGGAAGAGCUGGAAGAGGAGGAGGAAGAGGAGGAGGACAGUUUGGGCGAUGAGACCGAAUUGAGCGAGUUCGAAGGCGAACCCGAGCAUGAGAUUCGAAUCCGGACGCCUCCACCCAGAGAUCUGAGAUAUCAUCCCAGGAUCAGUCGACGACGAGGGUAUCCGGUGGAUUCGCUGGAGGAUGAACAGUAUUACCCGUAUGAAGAGAGGCGACGCCAUUUGCAUUCGAAUGAAGAGGUGUUUCACCAUGUGACUCCCAGUGGGAGACGACGAUAUCCCCCUCCGCCGCCCGAGGAAUUUCUCCGAGGUGAAAAAGCGAUUGGGCGCUCUCGGAUCCGAGAGCGAUCGCGAUCGCGAUCCCCGCUGGGUCUCGAAGAAGACCAGGAUGAAAUGUCUUCUUUGGAAGAGGCGGAAUUAUCACCCCCCGUCCACCGGAAAGGCAGUCGCAAGGCUUUUGAAAACUUUCGGGUGACCAUCCCGAAUACUAGAGGUAAAAAAAGCCAGGGUCCCGGUGGGCGGGGUGAGGAGGAUCCAUCAGAAGGGAGUCUGAGUCUAUCCGAAGAGGGCGAGGAAGAUGUCGAGCAACCCGUGGAGAAAAGUCGCCGAUCGACGCCUCCGCCCAUCCCGUUGCCCAAAGUAAAGUCGGCCAAGGAACGCUUAGGGAAACGGGUCACCCCACCUAUUACCACGACCAUAAGUGUUUCGUCGGAUGAUGACACGCCACCUCCGCCUAAGAGCCGACGUCGACAGAGCCCGCCUAAGUCAACCUCGCGUCGGCGACCCAUGACCCCAUCAUCGCCUGACCGAUCCAAAUCACGAUCCCGGGGACGGCGAGAAAGAAGACGAUCCUUCACACCUCCCAACAGUAAUGGUAGGAGUGGCAAAAAGAAGAAACGCAAGAAACGGAAUAGAAAUCGGGGCGGAAACAGCUCGAACUUGUCCCAACGAAUGGAGGACACCAACAAAGAGAACGAGAUCAUGCUCAAGAAAUUAGCUCGAAAACGCCGUGGUGGGCCACCCACCUCUGAAUCUAGUCGUGUUAAAAACUUGGCCAAGAUGGCCGGUAUUAAAAUUCCCAGCAAGAAGCUAAUCGACGCGUCACGAGACCAGAAACGACCUCGAAAGAGAUCCAUUUCACCCAACCCGCGGAAUCUAACUCCCAAGCCCGGGUUUGGAUCAAAGCUGCGAUCCGAUAGAAUCACUCAAGACCGACAAAGACCUCGUGGACCGAGGUCAGAAUCUCAGGAUCAGAUCAAAGACAAAGGGAGAAAAAAGGCCGGGGGAAGCCGAUCUCCCAAACGGUGGAAACACGACAAGUUUACGGAGGCCAGUCCCAUUCGAGAAAAGGAGUAUUCCAAAGAGGAGGAUGAAGCCACGUUUGGCUCUCAUUGGAGUCGGAUUCGAAGUGAAAGGAGCAAAGAGCGCGAUCGGGAUGGGAAUCUCAGGCGAACCCGAAGUCGAAGUCGAGGGAAGUCAGCUGGAUCGAAAAAGAGAAAACUAGGUCGAAAACGACGAUCCAGAAGGUCCAGAUCAUAUUCGUCUAGUUCGGACUCGUCAAGAAGUUCUUCAGGAUCAUCGAGGUCCUCCCAUAGGAGACGAGGACGACGAAGUAGCCACAGACGUCGAAAAAGAUCUUACUCCUCCUAUUCUCGCAGCUCUUCUCGGAGUUCCUCGAGUUCCUCAAGCCGAAGUUCCUCCAGUCGCUCAUCUCGUUCACGAAGCGUUUCUCCCAUCCCACACCCACGCCGAGCUCGAAAGGCCAAUAACGUGUCACUGGCCGCUGCAUCGCUUGCACCGCCUCCAGCUCCACCCCAAGCUUCCACCUCAACUGCAGCCUCUUCUUCGAAAGAUGGGGUCAACAUGCAAACCUCGGGCAAGCUCCUGCAAGACACGAAUCUGGUCAAUGGAGUGGUGGUCAAGUACUGUGAGCCUCCCGACGCCAGAAAGCCUCGAACCAAAUGGAGGCUCUAUGUGUUUAAGGGCAAUGAGGAGCUGCCCAUCCUCUAUAUUCAUCGACAAUCUUGCUACCUAAUGGGACGAGAUCGGAAGGUGGCUGAUGUGCCUUUGGAUCAUCCUUCGUGCUCUAAACAACAUGCUGUGCUUCAAUACCGAUUGCUCGAUUUCCGUCGCCCAGAUGGAUCCACUGGGCGGCGAGUAACGCCAUAUGUGAUGGAUCUGAAUUCGGCCAAUGGCACGUUCUUGAACAACCAGAAGAUUGAGAGCCAAAAGUUCGUCCAAGUGCUCGAAAAGGAUGUUCUGAAGUUCGGAUUCAGCUCAAGAGAGUACGUUCUUCUGCAUGAUCAAAGCAAAGACGCUGAGGGAGACGAUCCAGGUGUGGAGUAGACCCAAUGAUUGAGAUGUCUUUGAGUGAUACUCGAGGGAGUGGAAAGGUUCCUUGAUAUUAUGAUAUGAGAUGCUUAGUCAAAAGGGAUUCCACCGGGAGGAGCCUUGACGAACUCAUACUUUGUCAUUCAGUAUUCCUAGAUCUUAACAAAAAGGUCAAAAUGACUCUGUUUUGGACCGAACGAGAUCCAAUUGCUGUACAUUCGCUCUGUUUGUCACAAAUUGUUGUUUCUUUUUGUUAUCAAAACGCCACGUUCAUCAUAACCACUCUUGUGUCUUAGCCAUUAGUAAUUCCACGGGGUUUUCCUCAUAGUACAUCGAUUCGAAAUUCAGUCUGCUGGGUUGAACUUGGAGAAGAAAAUAACUGUGGCCAUCGUGGGAAAGAAAACAAAACUGAUUUUUUUUUCAUGAGACCCCCCUCCCCCCACCCCCCGGGAACAUGCUCUUCUUCUUUUUACUCCCUUAUCCAUUGCCAGAGCUGUAUGGAUAUCCGAUUGAUGCGAAUCAAUGAAUUAUUUUAACUCUUAAUUUGAGUGUGUAUGAAGGCGUGUCCGACGAACAUAAAUAAAUAUUCAAAAAGAACA